Dicrocoelium dendriticum is the source of this 1991-nucleotide messenger RNA. Lineage: Eukaryota; Metazoa; Platyhelminthes; Trematoda; Plagiorchiida; Dicrocoeliidae. The record is from the annotation of a GenBank genome assembly.
GUGUGAUUGUGUAAACCGCGAGAAUGCAUUGAAUAAGAGCGUGUCAAGUGGAAGUCUGCCAGUUGCGACUGAAACUCAACUUGCGGCGACAGCAUUCCGCUGCUUUUCAGAGCUGAAACCAUGAAAGACAACGAGUUUAUUCUGAAGAAGAGUUCCUCAUUGGAGUCAGAAGGGGACACGGAGAUAAAAAUAGCAAUAGUUGAUGAAGUCGAGGAGAACACUGGGGAUGACGACCGCCGUCGUCCGCCAAACUUCUCAUAUCGUGUGUUUAGUAGAACCACGGAGACGAAACCUCCUGUGGCCAAAAUUACCACAAUUCAUUCCUCGAUGCGAAUCGCUGGCGAGGCGAUUCGUCGGACCCUACUCAAAGUAAAGAGUACUACGAUUAAAGAUCGGGGAAGUGAGAUAUGUCGCCGUUGCACCGGGGGCCAAAUUUGUUUUGUGAUUAUUUGCAUACUUCUGUUACUGUCUCUUUUGAUUCUCGCCACUGUACAAUGGUAUUCGCUGCGUCGGGAACAAUGGAUCAGACAGCACCAGUGUGUAUCACCCCUGUGUCUGAUAGCGGCAGGACAACUUCAUUCUAAAAUGAACAAAUCUAUGUCUCCAUGUGAGAAUUUCUAUCAGUACGCUUGUGGUGAACACUUUCAUCCACAUCACCCAUCUGUGAAGCCAGAUACACCAAGCGCUCAAGGAGCAGACGCGUACAGACGACGAUAUGACGAAGGCAUCGUCAUGCAUUUGAAUCAAGAAAAGUGGAAUACACUCAUCCGAAUUCACCGACCAGCCAUUGAUCAUUUGACCGAGAUCAAUAUUAAUGCUGUCAUUCAAGGACUAACUAAUGUAUAUGAAAACCAGUGGUCCAAAACUAAUUCAGCCAAAUACAAAAUAGCCAAAUGGUUUUUCUCAUGUACCGACAAGAGUUUCCGCAACUGGUUCAGCGUGCGGACGUUUAUGCGGAACGCUGUUCCUGCGCUCGGUGGCAUUUGGCUCUUAGAUCGUUCCGCCUCGAACGAGACAGGUGUUGGAGACGAGAAUAGCACUGCGUCGUGGCCUACUCGGAUGUUUUGGAGCAAUGAGAUUACCAACGGAUUACCACUUACUGCAAAUUGGUCAUGGAUGAAGGCAGUCACAAAUUUGCAAAACACGCUCCAUGUACCACUGUUCGUCGACUUCCGAGUCUCGGCAAAAAAAGGAAUGACACCUAGAAUAUUUAUUAAUCCGGACAGGCAUACCUUGUAUGGACCAGGGCAAUCGGCUGGCUGGGCCGAAAGAAUCACGAAACUAUUUCAACUGCUCACAUUCGAAGCAAGAAUACCAUUUGGAGACACCGAGGCUACCAAUCGUAUCAAGCUGGCCGUCAGUGACGUACAAAUUAUAUCAAAUCACUUGUACAAAGUAAGUCAACAUGUGCACAGUGCAACUCAGACCAGUUCGUCGACAACCGAAAACCAAGUGACUAUGGUUUGGACCGAUGAGAGUUGGUCUAAAUAUCUGAACCACUGGGACUGCGUCAAAUAUCAACUGGGCAAUGACACACGUUUGUAUCUCAAUGCUUCCGAAUGGCUAAUGCGAUACCUAGUGGACGACAUCGAAGAGGACGCCUUGGAGGUCAUUGACGAUUCCACCGGUCUGGCAAUCGCUAAACGUGCUUUUGAUCGGUGGACCACUGAAGUGGAGCACGCUGUGGAAAACACCACGUUACCCGGUGAACACAUACCCAGAGACAAGCUUUUCUACGUGAGCUUCGCACAGACAUUUUGUGAAAAGCUGAGCGAAGUGGACCAAUUUCAUCGACUAUUCUGGGGCGACCAGUCGGUUCCACAAGAGGUGAUUGUGAACCACAUAAUCUCGGAGACACCUGAAUUCGCGUCCACAUUUGGCUGUGCGGUCGGUUCUCAAAUGAAUCCGGUGAAGCGCUGCUCUGCUCCCCUGUGAUUAACACAAACGGCUGUGAUUUUAACCAUCUUGGCAUCACUGACAAUAGAAAAUUA